AUGCUCCAAACGAGCUUUUUUUUUCCUUCUUCCUUCAUGCCGCAUCGCCAGCGCUGGCGCGAACGACUCGUCGCCUUAUCUCGUCGCCGCCCGCCCGCCAUCCUCUCCCUCCCUUGGCCUGCGCCGUCGCAGUCGGCACUCCCCUCGUCGGCAUUCGGAAAAGCUGUCUCGGACACGCCGUCCCCCUCCCACGACCAACGGGCAAGGUCCCCUCAGCUGCCGAGACCGCUAGCUCCAGCGUGUCGUGGCCCCGGCGUCGGAGCCGUUCUUGAUCGGCCGCUGAUCGAGGCCAGUCCGUGCUGGAUCGUCGCCUCGCCGUUGCAAAACUCGCUCUCGCCACCCCUCCCUCCAGCUUGCCCCCUCCCCCCUCCUCCCUCCUCCAGGUCCCCAACCAGCGACCCCAGUGGCGAGUCCGGUGACCAGUCCAGUCCUCGGCCCCGGCACGGACACGUACCACUGCGCUUGGCAUCAGCGUCGGAAUCUUGCUUUUGCCUGCCUGCCGUGGCUAUUUUCGCCAUCGCUUACGCAUCGCCGUCGGUUACGCAGACAAAGCCCGCCAGGCGUGGACGGUGCACCUGCCUCCAGCCUGCUCUCGCCCGAAGCAUCGCCCCUGCCCCUCCUCGUCUGCCUCGCUGCCUCCUGCCACCGGGGGUGCGAGGCUGGCCGGGCAAGGAAGGCACCUCUUGCCUCCCUAGCAGCUUCCUGCCGUGGCUCCCGAAAGGUGGGGCAGGUCCGUCGCCGACUUUCUUCCGUUCCGUACCCUUCGGCACCCCGGCACCCUUCCGGUUCCGACGCCAACCCCGACGCCGCCCGAGGUUGCCGUCGACUCCGCCGCCCAUGUCUUCGCUUCCGUCGUACCGCGAGGCCACGACGCGACCGGACUGGCUCCUGCUCGCGGCCCCCCGCGUUCGCUUCGCCGACUACCGCUCGCUCUGUCUCGUCUGCCGUCGCUCCUGGUCCAUCUUUGCUCCGCGCCUGUGGGGCGACCUCCUCCGUUCCGUCCGUCGGUCCGGGCUGGAGCCUGCCGAUGACCUCGUCUGGUGGCUCGAUUUUGUCUCGAGCAAGCUGGUCCACGUCGAUCCCAACACGCGCGCACUCGUCCGCGUCCUCGACGCAACCUGCUUUGCCAAGGACGCCUACUACCACUAUGCGUCCGACCGGAGCUCCGGCGCGCUGGAGCAGGCCUUUGUCCGUGCUCUGGAGCUUCUGCCCAACGCCGACUCGCUCCUGCUCGACGGCCAUGCCGACCUGAACCCUGGCUUCCUCCUCCUCCGUUCGCCGCUCGCCACCCCGUCGCAUCGUCUGCGGCUGCUCAGCCUUGCCCGAUGCGCCGCUCACCUGCCGAGCGCCUUCUUCCACGCCCCUUGCCUCCAAAAGCUCGUCUAUCUCGAUGUCUCGGAUGUCCCCGGCUCCGUUGCGCCGCUCCUCGAGCCCGCCUUGCUGCCGGACCUUUGCAUCCUGAAGCUGCAAGGGAGAGCCGUCGACGAUGCGGCCCUCGGCCUUGUCGUCCGGGCCUUCUCCCGCAGGCUGUGGAGCCUGGACCUGACCGGGAACCCCAUCACGGAUGCGGCCGUUCAGCUGCUCGGCGACUGGUCCUUUUCGCCCGCAUCGCUGCGGUCCGGUGACCACUUCGAGGCGGAGGGGCAGGUUGCCGCGCCUCGCCCCCACGGCACGGCACAGCAUGGACCCUUCCUCACCAUCGAGGAGUCGGCUCUCAGCGGCGCCUUUUGCCACCCGGAGAGACAUCUCGUCGAUGCGCCUCGGUACGCGGGGGCUGCGCCGGAGUCGGCACCUCACCAACAUGGCCGCUCGGAUGCUUCGUCUCCGAUCCGUGAUGACUCUGCCGAAUCCUCAUCGAGGCUUCUGUCCCGCGCCGAGACUGACCUGGAGCGCGAGGCGUUUUGCACCUCGCGCGGCCUGACGCAUCUGCGCUUGUCCGGCACCAACGUGACCAGCGCUGGCAUCCAGAAGCUACUGCGAAUCUCGUCCGGCCGUCUCGAAGAUCUCGCCUGCGACCUCCCGCCGUUGUGCCCGUCCGUUCGUCACCGGAUCAAGUCAUGGCCCGACGGCGCGAAGCUGUACGGCAUCCUCGGCGCCGCUCAUUUGUUUCGGCCCGUCGUCUCGUCCAACCUUCGAAAGCUACGCAUUCACCAUUCUCUCGUCACCCACAUACCCACGCUCGAAGCCGAGAGCUUGUCGGCCAUGGCGCGCCUGUUCUUGGCCGAAACAUCGAUACUCGAGAGAGUGGAGAGGGCGUAUCCUCGAGUCUUCGUGCCGGACAUGAACCCGCGCUUGACCUCGUUGACUCUGACAAACCUCCCGCGCCGCUCUUCCGGCCCGCUGAUCGAGAAGCUCGUCGACUUCAUCAACCUCCUCUCCUUGCAGGAACGCACCAUCCGAGACGCCGCCGCCGCCGCAUCCUCUUGGCGCAGCCCGCGCCUCGUGCCGGGUCUGAGACGGCUGACGUUGGAGUUUGCCUCGGACCCGAUGCAGGACGGACGGUCCACCUCGGACUUUGUGGACGCCGAGGAAUUAAUGUCCGGCGCCGAAAGCGAGUUCAGCUUCUUCCCUGGCGAGCAGGGGGGAAGGCGACGGCCGGAAGCGCACGGCCGAGCGAGGCCAGAUUCCGAUGUCGAGACUCGCACCGUAGAUCCCCCCAGGUCCGACCGAGACAGUUGCCAUCGGUUUGAACCCUACGACGGAACUUGGAACGGGAAAGCAUUUUCAGUUCCCGUCUGGAUAGGAACCGACGGCGCCAGCAACGACGUGUUUGACAGGUAUCGACGGCUCGUCAUCGACGACGGGCUGAGAGACGGUGUUGGACCGGCGACGCCGUGCCAGGUGGCCGCGGGAGCGCCCGAGCGGUCGUACAUUUUUCAGGACGCCUGGUGCGCAGCCGUGAUGCCUCCAAGACUCCAGGUGCCACCCCGGAGUGCCUUGGAGGGAAUGAGAGACGUCCUGGACGAGCUGAGAUUGUUUCGGUUGGCCGGGAGGGCCGCAUCGUCGACGUUGCGGAUGAAUGCCCGAGACGGACGGCCGCUUCCAGGCGAGCCUCCGAGGUUCUGGACGGGCACCUUGAAGGUGUCUACCCCUUGA
Messenger RNA from Drechmeria coniospora, 3096 nucleotides. Its product is annotated as leucine rich repeat domain containing protein. NCBI's taxonomy places the organism in Eukaryota, Fungi, Ascomycota, Sordariomycetes, Hypocreales, Ophiocordycipitaceae. The record is from RefSeq and is a predicted model, not a curated record. The transcript has 3 exons. The coding region runs from base 1 to 3096 and encodes 1031 amino acids.